Molecule: messenger RNA, 5552 nt
Organism: Venturia canescens
Lineage: Eukaryota; Metazoa; Arthropoda; Insecta; Hymenoptera; Ichneumonidae
Product: collagen alpha-2(I) chain-like
Exons: 9
Coding region: 139-1323 (394 amino acids)
Source: RefSeq, a predicted model, not a curated record
CUUGGAUUAGCGGGACGGUCGAUGCUCUUCUUUCCGGCGGCCGGCGUCCAUUUUCCCCCCUGUUAGCAUCAUCGUUCUUGGCGCGUUUCUUCGUUUUAUCGUAAUUUUCCGACUCAAAAAACUGACGUAUCUUUUAAGAUGGAUGGACUGCCACCGGGUAGAGGUGGAUUCCGAGGCCGCGGCGGACCUGGUGGACCGAUGAGAGGACGCGGCGGGUUUGGGGACAGAGGAAGGGGAGGCCCGCCCAGGGGUGGAAUGAUGCGAGGUCGCGGAGGCCCAGGUAUGGGCAUGCGAGGAGGUCCUCCAGGAAUGAGAGGUCGAGGAGGUCCACCUGGUAGAGGCGGACGUGGGGGACAUUUUCCUCCUGGUCCACCGGAGCCAGGAUUGGGCGGACCCGGUGGUCCACCACCCCCUGGAAUGGGUGGUCCAAUGAGAGGUGGCAGUAGAGGAGCUCCCGGCGGUGGUUUCCGUGGCAGAGGACGAGGCGACUUUGGCAGAGGGGACAGUCGUGGUGGCGGUUUUCGUGGGCGUGGCGCUGGAAUGGAUCGAGGCAGAGGCGUCGGAGCAUUCCCAAGGGGUGGCGGACCUCCGAGAGGCGGUGGACCACCAAGAGGAGCAAUGGGCAGAGGUGCCGGUGGUUUUGUCGAUCGCGGAGGGCGUGGAGCCGGCGCUGGAAGAGGAGCAGGUCCAAUAAAACGCGGAGGUGGCCCGUUGGGCGCUGGCGGACCUCCGAAGAGACCGCGUUUCGAACCUCCGCCACCACAACCUGCUAAUGGCUACGGAGGAGCACAACCGCCAGCUCAAGGAUACGGAGCCCCGGGCAACGGCUACGGAGGUGGUCCACCCCCGCAACCGCCAGUUGGUAGCGGGCCUGGUUACGGUGGUGGAAAUGGCGGCUACGGCGGCCCGCCUCAAGGGGGAUAUCCACAAACGGCAUAUCAAGGAUACGAAAACUAUCAGGCACCUCCUGAUUAUUCACAAACUGCUGGAUACGCGGCUCCUGUACCGCCUGACAACAGAUACGGAGGUGCGCCACCAGUACCAACAGCUGGAGGAUUCAAUGCAGGCGAUCCUUACGGUUACGGUAAAGCACCACCGUCAGCUAAUUAUCAACAAGAGGCUGUCCCGGCACCAGUUGCUGCCAGUGGGGGCGGGGGUGGUUACGCUCCGGCUAACCCUUACGAAGAUCAAUCCUGUAAUCCCACUGGAAUGAUGGGCAGGGGUGGUUAUUCGACGCAAGGUUAUGACUAUCCAAGUCAAGACGGUGGAUAUGGCAAGCAGGAUUACGGUAAGUACCAGACGCCUCAGAACGAAUUUUAUUAAACGGAAAAAGCAAAGAGAGAACAAAGGAACAGAUGAAAGAAAGGAGAACAAAAUGAAUGAAAAGGGGGAGGUUUAUUGAUGGCAAAAUACACAUGCCCUUAGGACGAGGUCAAAAAGCAUUACCGAUAAAGCUACCUCAAUGAAAAUUAGUGAGAAUUCAAGGGAAGCCUGCGAGCGACAAAAAAAUGAAAAGAGUGGUGUGAGAUUGAGACGAAAACGUGUCCCGAACGAAAUAGGAAACCGUAGGGCACAGGCUUUUUUUUUUAUUUUCCUUUCCAAUAAACUUUUACAACUCAUUUUGUUGAAUUACUCCUCCCGAGUAAUGGCAAAAAUCUUAUAAACGUAGAUUUUCUCCCCUCCCUUCUAACCGAAAAAUACUUGUUUAAAUAUCCUUAGAAGCGCAAGUAGUAGCUUGACGAAACAAAUGAUGCGUCACAUCACGAAAACGGAAAUUUCAAGAGUCAUUGUAUGAAGAGUGGAUAAGCGGUACAUGUGCAUAAAAAACGUUGAGACAGGGGGAGGAAAAGCCAAGAUAAAAAACUAUCGAUAAAUGUUAUUUUUAAUAACACACGAACCCAUCCAAACACACACACAUACACACACACACUCACAUCUAUGCUUAGCAAAAAAAGGAAAACAACUAAAGGUUGAAACAAAUGCGAGACUAUCCGAGAGAAUGACUGGAUAUGUGAUGGUUGUUCGUAAAUGGCAGUGCUGGUUAUAAGAACACCCAGUUUCAGCUACAUUAUAAAUUAUUCUUACAAAAGUAUAUCUUUCAAUUAUAUUAUUGUAUAUAUAUGAUAUAUGUAAAGUAUAUACACUAUCUCGAAAUUUAGUUGUACAAAUUAAAUUUCUUGUCGCGUUACAAAGUUCAAGGACUAUUGUACGUUUGUUUGAAAUGAAAAGGCAUCGAAAACGAGGUGUUAUUGAAGCUCGUAUCGCUGGAAAGCAAAGUUUAUGUUUAUUCAAUUAUUUUAUCAUCUCUGUACAAGUUAGAAAUUAACAAGUUUGUCCAGUCGAUUAAAGAAAGAUUUCGAAGAAACGUUUAGAUUGUUGAAGUUUUGUAGUCGUAGUUGAGACGACAACCUUGUGGGGCAAUAUUUAAAAAAAAAAAAAAAAAAAAAAAACAUAUUACGAGGCACCGAAAGGGAUACCGAGCUUCAAAACAUAUUGGCCGACGAAAUGAACGAAUUAGCGUACCGAAGCGAUUCCACCACACUCGUAAACGUCUAAACUUUGUCACGCACCAGAAAAAGCACUCGCUUACGGUAUUCUCUAAUAACAUUAUAACAUAAGAAACGGAAAUGAGAGGUGGAAUUAAAACGAAACACUCAAUUUAAUCACCAAAAACGUAUACAGAUGGCAGCAGAGGGGAGGGAGGGGGAGAGGGGGAGCUUGAAAAUGAAAACCAGAACCAAAAAAAAGAUCCGAGAUGUGUCUCGCUAUAAUCGGUUAUUACUAAGUUUAAGUUGGCCUCGGUGUACAGUCACUCAGAUCAGAAGAAGAAGAGGAGGAAGAAGAAGAAGAAGAAAAAAAAUCCAGAAACUUUUAAUUAUAGUACAAUUUCUUUCUAGAAACGUAAUUUUGUCACUGUUAUAUCGUAACUGAACACAACAAUUGUUUAAGCUCAUCUGCGUGUUACGUGUAGGUAAUUUGAAACGAUCGUAGCUAUUGUAACGAUCUUUUUUGUUUGUUUUGCGUAACGAGAGACUCGAGUUAUUUUUCCUUAUUAAUUGUCCUCUUGAUCGAAAAGUGAAGGUAUGAAAACGGAAACAAUAAAUCAAUGCACAUGGAGACUAAACUGAAUCAAAACCACCGUGAUGGAGCGUUUUAUAAAAUUUAAGAGCCGAAAAUUCGUAGUUUUGCAUUAGGAUACGCGAGCGUGAAUUCGCAAAAAACAAACAAAAACAACUACAACUAAAACAAAUAUGAAAUUCUUCGUCUUAGAAUGUUGCUCCGGCAUGAAAUGUUCAAAUAGAUAAAAAUAAUAAGCAGCAAAAAGAAAAAUAUGUCUUAACGGAUUUAGAUACAAAUUUUUUUAUAAGUCAAAGACGACUACACGAAUUUAGGUCCACACGUAUGUAUAUAUAUGUUUAAAUAUAUCUACAUAUAUCUGUUUAUGACAUACCACAUGGUCGAGGAAAGAGAAGAAAAACGAACGAUUGUGCAUUUGCAGUGCCGAUAGCAGUUGUGAUUAUUUUCUUUUUACCCUUUGGUUGUACGAAGAAACGAGAAAUAAUGCAAUGAAAUAAAAAAGAAAGAAUAAUUGAAAAAAAAAUUGACGUUAAAGGACGCAGUAAAUACGAACGAAUGACAAAAAUAUUUUCCUCAAUUUAUUAAUCAAUAUUAUUAUUUCGUUUUUUAUAUUUAACUCAAAAAUAAGAAUAAUGAAUAUUUAAGGAUGUAGGACGAAAAAAGGAGCAACAGAAACCGAUUGUCAUCUUUUUUUAAUAGUUGAUAGUGUAAGCAAUAGCGAAAUCGAAGUCAAAGUUGCGACACAAAGUAUGAAGAAAGUGAGAUUUAAAAAUCUUCCUUGCACGAUGAUGAGAUGAAAAAAAAGAACGACAACAAAAUUAUAUGGAAUACUUUUUCUCACAUUUAUUACUUCCUCAACCUUCUGUACAAGAGAGUGCAUAUGAGUAAAAAAUGAAAGACUCAAUAAACCAGCAACUGCCCUAGGAUACUGGCACAACCAAUAACGACGUGAUUAACGAGACAACGUGAUUAUCCUCUGGCUCUCUGCUUGGGAUAUCUCUUUUAACAGAAAGAGGGGGAGAGAAAGAGAACAAAAAUGAAAUGAAAAGAAAAGAGAGUGACUUAAACGUAACGAUACAACCAACGUAGGUAUCGAUACUCUAUCGACGAAGUAAUACAAACUCUUUGCGUUGAAUUAACAAACAACAACAAAAAAAAGAAACGAAACGAAAAUAUACAAAGCAAAUGAAACGAAUAAAGACAAAUGCUCGAGUAGAACCUCGGUCCAAGCUCAGGUGAGUAAAAAAAACAUCAAGUUAUAUAUCCGUUUUUUCUUUGUGAUCAUUUUGACAAGAGAGAUCGAUGAGAAUCAAGUUUUUCCGUAGGAUCCAUUUCAAUUGUUUGUCUAACUCAUUUCUCGAAGGAGGAGAUCGGUCUAAAUAAUGAAUUUAUGAUUAAAGGCUGCGUUUACCUCUCAUUCAAAUUUCUCAUCAUAUUAUACGCGAGCAUUAUUAAAAUGGUGUGAUAAUGCUAUGACACAGAUAAAUAACAAUAAAUAUACACGAGAAAGAAAAAAGAAGAAACUCGUUCGAACGAACUAAUUACAAAUUAUCACAGCAACGUAGGGAUAGGUUCGUUCGUUACGUAGGAUUUCGAAGCUGACCAUGCAUGAUAUUAUCAUUUCAAAAACGAUCAUGAAGAAAAUAAUAAUAAUUAAAAAAAAAAAAAAACUGCAACUGAAGUAAAUCCACAAAAUAAUCAAACAAACACGUCCGUGUGUUUAAAUUUUCAGCCCACUUUAUUGUACGUGCAGUAGACGUAGGGUCUGAUAUUAAAAUUAUACGAAAACGAACAUUAGGCCGAAUCAAAGAAAGAUUUUGAAAUAUAUAAAUACUGAAAAAAUGCACUACAAAGAAUAAAUCAUUCGAGUACGAUUAAAAUAUCGAACUAUGGCAGAAUAAAUCGGAAUCAUGUGCGAAAUAAGAGCGAAUUAUUGAAUAAUCGAUGAAACAAAAGUGAAAUACGAUGAUGAAACAAAUUGAUAUAUUCGAGAGCGAUGUCGAUCACAAAUAUUCUACUUUUAUUCUUAUUUUAAUUUCCAACAUCUCUCCGUAAAGAGUUUAAAUGACGAUAUAGUUAGUAAAUUAUUAAGAUUGCCCGUUGAUAUUAUUCGUGAAACAAUGAGAGAAAUACGGUGAGACCCUUUGACUGUAUUUAAAACGUUAUAUUUUCCACUCUAGGCUGAUCAUCUCGCAUCCAUUCUGAACCGUUAAAAGGAAGUCCUACUGCACUUGACCACAUGACUGGCAAUCGAAGAAAAUCGUUUGUGCUCCCGAGAACUCGGAACACGAUCACGAGUCCAAGCCAUCGAUAUAUAAUGACUGGCUUCUCGUUCAAGACCUUUGGACUUGGUUUUGGUCAUCCUCUUCUCAGUCCAAGAUCCAUAUAAAAAGGUAGAACUUUUCGACUCAGCCACAUGUAAUAAAUCGCAUUUUUGUUGCUGUCUUUCGACAAAUAAACGAUGUUACACUGUU